Schizosaccharomyces osmophilus is the source of this 198-nucleotide messenger RNA. RefSeq lists its product as uncharacterized. The record is from RefSeq and is a predicted model, not a curated record. NCBI's taxonomy places the organism in Eukaryota, Fungi, Ascomycota, Schizosaccharomycetes, Schizosaccharomycetales, Schizosaccharomycetaceae. The transcript is spliced from 3 exons. Bases 1 to 198 code for a protein of 65 amino acids.
AUGUUUACAGAGUAUAUAGGUAAAGAUAAAGACGUUGAAGGCUUGGGUUUCAGUAAAGUACAAAGGAUAAAAUGGAUAUGGAAUCCAGCACUAAAAGAAGGAACGCAGGACGAAUCCAAGUCAUCGGAAGCCUCGUUUGCUUAUUCCUUGUAUGCCAAAAAGUACCAUGAUAGGAAAAGAGAAAAGAUUGAGGUCUAA